This is a messenger RNA of Vitrella brassicaformis, 1826 nucleotides long. The record is from the annotation of a GenBank genome assembly. NCBI's taxonomy places the organism in Eukaryota, Vitrellaceae.
CUCUUUUCGAAGGUUAUUGAGGUGUUUUUGCGCGAGAUCUAAGCGCCUGAGCCCCUCCUAAGGCCAUCUGCAGCUGACGGCAGCCACCCGACAGGCGCAUCUCUGUCCACCCCUCCCUCUCUACCCGUGGGCACAAAGGCAUCUGUGUUGUGUGUGUGGUGAUGUCGGGCAAAGGCAAGGGCGGCCGCGGCAAGACCGCCGAGAAGACCAAGAAGGUCAGCACGGCAGAUGGAGGGAUGGAUGGAUGAAUGAAUGAAUGGAUGGAUGGGUGGAUGGAUGGAUGGGCACCAUGGAUCUGUUGUGAUGUGUGGUGUGAUGUGGUGUGGUGUGGUGUGUUGGCGCCCUUCCUUGGUUCGUUCGUUCUGCAGGUGAGCCAGUCGGUGCGUGCGGGUCUGCAGUUCCCCGUGGCGCGCAUCGCCCGCAACCUCAAGAAGGGCCGCUACGCCAAGCGUGUGGCCAAAGGCGCACCCGUCUACCUCGCCGCCGUGCUCGAGUAUCUGUGUGCUGAGGUCCUCGAAUUGGCCGGCAACGCCGCCCGCGACCACAAGAAGGUCAGAGGGGGACAGAGAGGGUGGAUGGAUGGAUGGAUGGAGGGAUGGAGGGGUGUGAGAGGUGUGUGUGUGUGUGUGUGUCAGAGUCGCAUCACGCCCCGCCACCUGAUGUUGGCCAUCAAGAACGACGAGGAGCUCGCCGAGUACAUGAAGGGCGUGACCAUCUCCAUGGGCGGCGUACUGCCCAACAUACACUCAGUCCUCCUGCCCAAGAAGUAAGCACACACACACCACACACAGGGAGAUUCAUGGGCUGAGGAGACGCACACAAAUCGGGGGGUGCCUUCUGUUGUGGUGUGUUUAUGUGUGUGUGUGCAGGUCUAAGGCCAAGGCUAGGAAGGAUGCAGAGGCCGCCAACAACGAGGAGUGAACCGACACACACCACAACACACCACACCACAUAAUACGACACAGUACGAAGACAACACAUCACAACGGAACGAGCGGCCUCACCCAUACGGACACACACACACACACACACACACACAAACACAUGGACACACAUACACGAGCCGGGGGCGGGUAGAUCUGUAUGUCGGCUGACGGGCUGGCUUUCUCUCUCUCUCUCUCUCUCUUGUCUUGCCUGCGGCCGUGCGGCCACACACACGCAUACACACAGAGGGGGCGUAGCGGCGAUUUUGCUGACAGCCACCGACCCAUACACACAUACACACAUACACACAUACACGUGCUCACCUGUACAUACCAUGCAUGUGUGUGUGUGUGUGUGUGUGUGGCCGUCGUCCCUCUGGCUGACCUCCUCUCUCUUCCCGCGUCCGGCUGGCUGGCUGGCUGCCCUCUGUAUCUCUCUCCCCCACAUUUUUGGUGUUGAUGGCCGGUUUUCCCACCCAUCGUCCACACAUGUCCACACACCUAUGAAUGCUUCUCUUCUCUCUCCUCCCCUUGAAAGCACAGACAGACAGACAGACAGACAGACAGACAUCCCACAUCUGUGCAGCCGACACACGCCAUCUUGUUGGCCGGUAGCUCCGUCCUUUCCAUGCCACCAUAUUCAUGUCUGCAUGUUUCCAUGGGAUGUCUGCAUGCAUUGUGUCGGUGAGUGAGUGAGUGCAUGAGUGUAAUUAAUCAAUUGGUUGUGCAGAUGGCUAUCGGGUGAAGUGCCUAGGUCAAUUCCUGUGCUUGUCUGCGUGGAUGGAUGGAUGGAUGGACGAAUCGCACCGUGACGGACAGCUCCAUGUGCGCGUGCAUGUGUCAGUGUGACUCUUGUGUGUGCCUGCAGUGCAUCUUGCAUGUUCGUGCGCAUGUAUGUGUGAG